GUUGCCGGGGCGACAGCUGGAGCAGGAGUGGCCGAGCCGGUUAAGGGAGGGUGUCCGCGGCCGUGCAGCAGAGAUUUUGGCUGUUAAUUUGAGAAUUAACAGUAACCAUUCAAUAUGGGGGAUGUUCUGGCUCAUGAAUCAGAAUUACUUGGACUUGUGAAAGAGUACUUAGAUUUUGCUGAAUUUGAAGACACCUUGAAAACAUUUUCAAAAGAAUGCAAAAUAAAAGGAAAGCCAUUAUCUAAAACAGCAGGUGGCUGUUUAAGGGACUCCAAAUCAUUGAUCAUCCAGAAGGACCUCGUUGCUGCAUUUGACAGUGGUGACCAGAAGGUGUUCUUCAAUUUGUGGGAGGAGCAUAUUCCCAGUUCCAUCCGAGAUCGUGACUCCCUUGCCCAGAAGUUGGAGUUCUAUCUUCACAUCCAUUUUGCCAUCUAUCUUCUGAAACACUCCGUAGGGAGACCUGACAAAGAGGACCUGGAAGAGAGGAUUUCUUAUUUCAAAACCUACCUGGAGACCAAAGGGGCAGCGCUGAGCCAGACCACGGAGUUUCUCCCUUUCUAUGCUCUGCCUUUUGUUCCCAACCCCAUGGUCCACCCCUCCUUUAAAGAGCUCUUCCAGGAUUCUUGGACUCCAGAAUUAAAGUUGAAGUUGGAAAAGUUUCUGGCUUUAAUUUUUAAAGCCAGUAACACGCCAAAGCUUUUAACAUUAUACAAGGAGAAUGGACAAAGUCAUAAAGAAAUGUCACAGCAGCUCCACCAGCAGCUGGUAGAAGCCGAGCGAAGGUCAGUGACGUACCUGAAGCGGUACAACAAGAUUCAGGCAGACUACCACAAUCUCAUCGGGGUCACAGCAGAGCUGGUGGAUUCUCUGGAGGCCACCGUCAGUGGCAAGAUGAUCACCCCGGAGUACCUCCAGAGUGUGUGUGUCCGUCUCUUCAGUGACCAGAUGCGGCAGAGCCUGGCCCACAGCGUGGACUUCACGAGGCCUGGGACGGCUUCAACCAUGUUAAGAGCCUCCUUGGCACCCGGGAAACUGAAGGAUGUCCCAUUGCUGCCCUCCUUGGAUUAUGAGAAACUGAAGAAGGAUUUGAUUUUGGGGAGUGACCGCUUGAAAGCCUUCUUGUUGCAGGCUCUGCGCUGGCGCUUGACCACAUCCCUUCCUGGAGAGCAGAGGGAGACCGUUCUGGAAGCCUACAUCGGCAACGACCUCCUGGAUUGUCACAGCCACAGCCAGAGGAGAGUGCUCCAGCUGCUGCACUCCAGGAGCGAGGUGGUGCGGCAGUACAUGGCCCGGCUCGUCAAUGCAUUCGCAUCUCUGGCAGAAGGUCGCCUCUACCUGGCCCAGAGCACAAAGGUGCUGCAGAUGCUGGAGGAAAGGCUGAAGGAGGAAGAUGAGGACAUCGUCACCCGCGAGAACGUUCUCGGGGCCUUGCAGAAGUUCAGCCUCAGGCGCCCGCUGCAGACAGCGAUGAUUCGAGAUGGCCUCAUCUUCUGGCUGAUUGAUAUUCUGAAGGACCCCGAUUGCCUGUCGGACUAUACACUGGAGUACUCGGUGGCUUUGCUCAUGAACCUCUGCCUCAGGAGUGCAGGGAAGAACAUGUGUGCCAAGGUGGCGGGUCUGGUGCUAAAAGUUCUUUCGGAUCUGCUCGGCCAUGAGAACCACGAGAUACAGCCGUAUGUGAAUGGAGCUCUGUACAGCAUCCUUUCUAUUCCAUCCAUUCGUGAGGAAGCAAGAGCAAUGGGAAUGGAGGACAUCCUUCGCUGCUUCAUCAAAGAAGGCAAUGCUGAGAUGGUCCGCCAGAUUGAAUUCAUCAUCAAGCAGCUUAAUUCAGAAGAGCUACUGGAUGGUGUUCUUGAAUCUGACGACGAUGAAGAUGAAGAUGAUGAAGAGGACCAUGAUACUAUGGAAGCUGAUCUGGACAAAGAUGAGCUGAUCCAGCCCCAGCUUGGAGAGCUCUCAGGCGAGAAGCUUCUGACCACGGAGUACUUGGGAAUUAUGACGAACACAGGGAAGGCAAGGCGGAAGGGCCUGGCCAGUGCGCAGCAGAGUGCCGACGAGCCCCUGCGCCGGCCCGUCACCCCCGGCGGCCACAGGACCGGGUACCCAGUUCUGGAAGACCAUCCCAUUUCGCCCCAGAUGGCCCAGCCUGCCCAAAACGGCAGCCUCCCAUCCCUGACAAGCGCCCACCCUCCCGUCUACAAGGGGGCUGAGCCCGGUGCUUCGGAGCCUUGCAUCUCCUCUUCAGCCACCGUGGACAUCAAGCCAGGAGAAUGGUUGCCAGCAGGACAUCAGGGAGAGGCUCGCCUGCCCUCCUCGGAGGUCCCCAACCAGACCCCAGGCAGUGGAGAGACCACCAGAUCUGAGGCAGCCUGCUCAGGAAGAGGCGCCUAGCCCUGGUGUCCAGACCCAACCCAAUGGCGAGGCCGGCUGCUCCCGCCACUUCCUCCUGGCCUUGCAGCAUCCUGCAGCUGGACUCGUUUCAAGAUGGCAAAGCCAACCUCCUGCACGAAACUAUUGGACCUGAGCCAGGUUUCACAUGACUACACCCUCAGAGUCCCUGAAUUCGAGGAGAUUUGCCAUGGUGACUGGUCGGGCCUCCUGUGCCUCCACCUUUCUAAAGAAUUGGGAAGUGUUUCCGCAAGUGUGUCUGCAGUGAGCAGGCCUACCAGCAGCUGGGGUGAUGGCUGACCUUGGCCCCGUCAGGAGCUCUGUGAGCAGCAGGGCCUUGCAGAUCUGGAUGAGACGGGGGCGGAAGGGCUGCAAUCCAGACCCCUGAGACCUGAAGCCUCCCCCACCUGCAGAUGUUUCCCCCUUACAGUGUAGAGGGGUCAGAGCAACCAGCCCACCGCCCUCCCCUUACUCAGGCCUGGCUGCCCUCCCUGCUGUCUCCCACGGAUGGAAGCCACAGAAACAGGAGUUCCUGCUGAGUUCUAAAGGCUGCAGGGGCCCCAGGACAGGCAGAAGGCCUAGCAGAGCCGGCUCCCACAGGGCAGAAAGUCUGAGGAGGUGGGCAGGCGAGAGGGUGCUGCAGGCCCUGCCCCUCUCCCGGCAGGCAGCACCCCGGGGCCUUCCUUUCUAGGCAGAGAUUGCAGGAGGGCACUGGGGAACAAGGAGGUCGGAGCUCCCAGGGGCAGUAGAGCUCUGUGGGGUGGAGCCAGAGGACUUUGGGGCCUGGACUGGGGUGGGGAGGGGUGUCCCCUGACCUGCUGGGGACCCAGGGCCUCACCUCCCCCACCCGGCAGAAUGGCUGAAGGUGUGCUCCGGGAUUAGAAGUGCCCGAGGCCCACAGGCUGGUCCCACAGGUCAGGGGUUCUCUGGCUCUUGGCACCCUCCUGAAGUGGGGGGCUCAGAAUGAGAGACCUCAGAGGACUGGGCCAGAGCUGAGGCUGGGCCCCUGCCGCGCUUGUCCCCUGCGCCCAGGGCAGGACCCAGAUACGGUCCUGCGUCUCAGCCGGGCCAAACCUGCCCUGUCAGUGCUAGAACCAUGUCUUUUUUUCCUUCCUGUAAAGGCAGAAUUCGUGCCUGAGGCUUACUGCUGGAGACAGUCCCCUCUCCCCAGACUAAUGUUUUCAUAGCAGGGGAUCCCCAAAGGCUCUCCUGAGAAACACUCUCCCUGGUGACACCAAGCGGAGUGACCCGGUUGGCCCUCCAAGGUCCUGUUGGGCACAAAAGCCCCCGUGGGGCUCAGUCCAUGGGUGCUCUCACCCUAAUGUCUGUCAUGUGCAUUCAACUCUUACUUUAGGUCUGGGAGGAGUGGGGGUGGGUUCUGUCUGAGGAAGAGGAGGAUGGAAGGAG
This is a messenger RNA of Callorhinus ursinus (northern fur seal), 3795 nucleotides long. RefSeq names its product armadillo repeat containing 9 (gene ARMC9). Lineage: Eukaryota; Metazoa; Chordata; Mammalia; Carnivora; Otariidae. Gene Ontology annotation, cellular component: ciliary basal body; centriole; ciliary tip. The record is from RefSeq and is a predicted model, not a curated record. Gene Ontology annotation, biological process: cilium assembly. Gene Ontology annotation, molecular function: protein binding.